Molecule: messenger RNA, 6160 nt
Organism: Xyrauchen texanus (razorback sucker)
Lineage: Eukaryota; Metazoa; Chordata; Actinopteri; Cypriniformes; Catostomidae
Exons: 2
Coding region: 388-1362 (324 amino acids)
Molecular function (GO): catalytic activity
Source: RefSeq, a predicted model, not a curated record
UCCUGUGAGAGCUCUUCGACCUCUGCCACAACGCCAGGGCUCACACCCUCCUCCAUCUGCUCGAGGUGAACCAAAAACAACUGAUACCAGCUCUCAGUGAUACGUGUUGGGUCCCUGCUAUGAUAACAGUAACUUUCUCAAAUGUUUACAAAACAAGCGGGAACCCAGUGUGCCUGUAUCAAUCUCUAUUGCUGUUCGAUUACAUCAUAGAAAGUCUAAGGCCUUCAAAAGCCGUACAGCAAACCCAUCUAAUCUGGUGCCUAUUACACGCAAACUAAGAUUGCUGUGGGGACAAAAACUGUUAAGUUAGCACUUUUAAACAUCCGCUCACUUAAAAAUAAAUCACUUCUAGUCAAUGACUUAAUUAUCACAUACAACCUGGAUUUUAUGUUUCUAAAUGAAACUUGGCUAGAAGACAGCUGUAGUGCAACAGUCCUUAAUGAAACAUCCCCUCCUAACUUUACUUAUUUGAGUGUCUGCAGAGAAGGUAGACGAGGUGGGGGUUUAGCUGCUCUUUUUAAAGAUGUCUAUCAAUGUAAGCAAAUAUCAUUUGGGAAUUACCCGUCUUUCGAAUAUCUGGGUAGUGUGUUAAAAGGUGCUCCACGCAUUUUACUUAUCAUUAUUUACAGGCCUCCAAAAUACUCUCCAGCCUUCGCUGAGGACUUUACAGAACUGUUAUCAACAAUUACCUCAGAGUUUGACUGUUUUGCCAUUGCUGGAGACUUUAACAUUCACAUAGAUAAUGCAGAAAACAAUAUGACAAAAGAAAUCAUAACUGUUUUAAAAACUUUUGAUCUGACUCAGCAUGUACAUGGAUCCACACACAAUCAUGGACACACACUAGAUUUACUUAUCAGUAAGGGUCUAAACAUUUCAUCGAUUGUUAUUAAGGCACUGUCUGAUCAUUUCUGUGUUUUCUUUGAUAUAUUGAUCUCUCCUGCCAUUGAAGCUAGAUCUGUGUCUGUCAAGAAGAGAUGCUUAAAUGAGAACACUAGUGUACUAUUUAUGAAGGCUAUAUCUUUAACACCAAGUAUAUCUGCUGACUCUGUUGAUUUUCUCCUUGAUUCUUUUAACUCAAAAGUUAAAAGUGUAAUUGAUGAUAUUGCUCCUGUGAAAGUCAGGAAGAAGAGUGGCAGACAAAAAGCGCCUUGGAGAAACUCAACAGCAGUGCAAAAUAUGAAAAGACAAUGCAGAAAAGCAGAGCGCAUGUGGCGGAAGACAAAACUUGUAGUCCAUUAUAACAUCUACAAAGACAGCAUCCAUGCUUUUAAUAUGGAACUAGGCAAAGCUAGACAGACUUUCUUCUCGAAUAUUAUAAACAGCAACUUAAACAACACACGCACUCUUUUUGCGACUUUGUAGAGAGACUGACAAACCCCCCAAGCCAGAUUCCCAGUGAAAUGCUCUCAGACAGCAAGUGCAGUGAGUUUGCUUCUUUCUUCUCUGAAAAAAAUCAAUAAUAUCAGAAAGGUGAUCAGCACAUCCUUGAGUUGUGCUGGGGUCAGACAAAUCAAACCACAACCUGAGAAAGUAGUUACUAUGUCUGAUUUCAAAGAAAUUGAUGGCAAAAUUUUGGAAGAAACCGUACAGCACCUUAAAACAUCAACCUGCGCCCUUGAUACACUUCCCACAUCUUUUUUCAAAAGUAUGUUCAACUAUUUAGAAGCAGAUCUCCUAGAAGUGAUAAACUCUUCACUUCUCUCUGGGAGUUUUCCAAACUUCCUGAAAACUGCAGUUGUCAAGCCCCUCUUGAAAAAGAGCAAUCUGGAUAAGACCAUAUUAAGCAACUAUAGACCGAUCUCAAAUCUUCCUUUCAUAGGCAAGAUCAUUGAAAAAGUUGUCUUCAAUCAGCUGAACAAAUUCUUGAACUCAAAUGGAUACUUUGACAAUUUUCAAUCUGGUUUCCGAUCGCAUCACAGCACAGAGACAGGCUCAUAAAGAUAAUAAACGAUAUUCGCUUAAAUACUGAUACAGGCAAAUUAUCAGUACUGGUACUACUCGACCUCAGUGCUGCAUUUGACACUGUUGAUCACAACAUACUUCUUGACAGGCUGGAAAACUGGGUGGGGCUUUCUGGGAUGGUCCUAAAAUGGUUCAGGUCAUACUUAGAAGGGAGAGGUUAUUAUGUGAGUAUAGGAGACCAUAAGUCUGAGUGGACGUCCAUGACACGCGGAGUCCCUCAAGGCUCAAUUCUUGCGCCACUCCUGUUCAACCUGUAUAUGCUCCCAAUGAGCCAAAUAAUGAGAAAGAACCAAAUUGCUUACCACAGCUAUGCAGACGACACACAGAUGUACUUAGCCCUAUCACCUAACAAUUACAGCCCCAUUGACUCCCUGUGCCAAUGCAUUGAUGAAUUAAACAGUUGGAUGUGCCAAAACUUUCUUCAGUUAAACAAAGACAAAACUGAAGUCAUUGUGUUUGGAAACAAAGAUGAUGUUCUCAAGGUGAAUGCAUACCUUGACGCUAGGGGUCAAACAACUAAAAAUCAAGUCAGGAAUCUUGGUGUGUCUCUACAGUCAGACCUCAGUUUCAGUAGUCAUGUCAAAGCAAUAACUAAAUCAGCAUACUAUCAUCUGAAAAAUAUUGCAAGAAUUAGAUGCUUUGUUUCCAGUCAAGACCUAGAGAAACUUGUGCAUGCUUUCAUCACCAGCAGGGUGGAUUAUUGUAAUGGACUCCUCACUGGCCUUCCCAAAAGACCAUAAGACAGUUGCAGCUCAUACAGAACGCUGCUGCCAGGAUUCUGAGCAGAACCAGAAAAUAUGAACAUAUCACACCAGUCCUCAGGUCUUUACACUGGCUCCCAGUUACAUUUAGGAUUGAUUUUAAAGAAUUAUUACUGGUAUAUAAAUCACUCAAUGGGCUAGGACCUCAAUAUAUUGCAGAUAUGCUCACUGAAUAUAAACCCAACAGAUCACUCAGAUCAUUAGGAUCACAUCAGCUAGAAAUACCAAGGGUUCACUCUAAGCAAGGAGAGUCUGCUUUUAGCUAUUAUGCCAGCCGCAGCUGGAACCAGCUUCCAGAAGAGAUCAGAUGUGCUCCUACAGUAGUCACAUUCAAAUCCAGACUCAACACACAUCUGUUUAGCUGUGCAUUUACUGAAUGAGCACUGUGCCACUGUGUGUCCGACUGUUUGUACUGUAUUUUAUUUUAUUCUAAACUGUUUCAAUUAUUAUUUUUUUAUUCUUAUUUUAAUCUCUUCUAUGUAAAGCACUUUGAAUUACCAUUGUGUAUGAAAUGUGCUAUAUAAAUAAACUUGCCUUUGCCUUGCCUUGCCUUUCCCUUUCAAAGAGGUUUCCUCACAACAAAUGAAUUAUGGUUUUACUACAGUAAUAUUGUAUUAACCAUGACUGUAAUAACCAAGGUACAUUUUGUGGUUACUAUGAGUUUACUACAAAUAUGAUACACUUUCAAAUAAAUUUCAGGAUUUUACAAAAUUUAACAGUAAUUUCUUACAAUAAAAUACUGCUUUCAAUAUUUUACUGUAAAAUCAGUGCAGGCUAUGUCAUUUUCUGUUGUAACAUGAAAUUACUGUGAAAAAUAAAUAACAAUAUCGCACUGCAUUAUGGGAUAAUAGUGUUCCCUUUAAAGUCACUGUAAAGGGAUUAAGGGAAAGGAGGCGAGAACGUCACAGGUUACUUAAAAGCUACACUUUGAUGCUGCGCUGAUUUUAGUGCUUUGGGAAUGAGAAUACCCACGCCGCCGCACUGUGGAUGUCUGGACCCCUUACGGUUGUGUAGUUGUGCUCACAAGAGCAUAAGAGUUCUCAGACAUGAGCUUGUGAUAUAGACUCAAGGACACAAGAGCCUGGAGUGGCAUGAACAUUCAAACUAUAGAAUCUUAUGAGUGUGUGCGGAGAGGACCAGCCCGCCGCAUUACAAACAUGUUGCAGAGGGACACCUCUAGCCAAGGCUUUAGAGGAGGCGACCCCUCUUGUAGAGUGAGCCCUGAUCCCUACUGGCGAAGCUUGACCGCGCCUCGUAGGCCAGGGCAAUGGCAUCCCUCACCCAAUGCGACAUUGUCUGCUUGGUGGCGGCUGCCCCUUGUUGCGGCCCCAUGGCAAAUGGAUAGUUGCCCCGACUUAUGCCACUGGCUAGUGCUGUGGACAUAAGUCUGAAGGGCACAGACUCCAGUCCGUGAAGUCUUUCCUGCUCUGGCACUGUAAACGGCGGGGAGCAGAAGUCUUCGAGAGUGACCGGAUGUACGGUCGAGAAGGAACCUUAGGCAGGUAGUCAGGAUGAGGGUGCAAUAUUGCUUUUAGCCAUUUGGGCAAAAUCUAAGCAGGUUGGCAAGACAGACAGAGAAUGCAGGUCCCCAAUUCUUUUUAGAGAAGUAAUUGCCAAAAGAAAAACCAUCUUGAGAGUCAGAAGUUUCUCAGACGCUGACUCUAGAGGUUCAAAGGGGGUCUCAACCAGACCCUCAAGGACUAUUGCUAAGUCCCAUGAAGGGAUCCUGGUCCUAGCAGGAGGUCUCAAUCACAUGGCUCCACGACCGAAGCGAGCGAGCAGAGGAUGUCUCCCCAACGUUAUCCCAUCAGUCAAGGCGUGGCAAGCCGAUAGAGUGGCGGGGCAUGUGCUUGCUGAUAAUUGUCCUGCAGAAAUGUAAAUAAUAGUUUUAAUAUUAAACUGAAAAAAGACACAAACACACACACAUUGCGAUCUCUCUCUGUCGCACCACCAUCCGCAGUCGCCCGUUAUCCCUCUCGGAGGCUUGAUUAGCAUGAUAAGGGACCGGGUGUGCAGAAUCACCACCCGCCCUCCGCCCUGUCUCAGUCACCAUUUUGGUAUUUAGUGUUCACAUUGAAUGGGAACUCUGACUUAUUGAAGUAAAUAAAAAUGUAUCCUAGCUGAUGCAAUUGUGUUUUAAAAACAUUAUUCUUUGCACCGUGUGACAGGGAGAAAAUUUUUUCAAUUUAGUGAUAAAGAAAAAUACAUAGUUGUAAUUAAACAAUGAGGUAGUGAUGCUUGUAAUGCCAUGCAGUGAUAGAAUUGUUCAUCUGUUAUUGCACAUGAACCUUUAGUAUAAUUGUCAACCAGGUACACAAAAUUAUCAACUUUCAGCAUACAACACUCAACAAUGGUGACAAUAAACAAACAUUGCAGCUUGAAAAAAAUAUACAUUUGAUAAUUGUGAUUGUACAACACAGCACUGCUACAUUACAGUAAUUUCCUGGCCCUGUUCACUACAAAGUCACAGUAUACAGUUGUGUUUUAAUUGUGAUACAUUGUUGAAAUACUAUGAAAGUCAUGCAACUAAUUGCCUAGACAAGCCAAGAAUUUACUGUAAACUCACACAUUAUUGUUUUUUACAUUGUAGUUAAACUUUGGCAUUUGUAGUAAGAUCAAAGAAUCCACAAAAUUGUGAUUUGUAUAACCAUAGUUUUAGUUUUCCUGUAUUGUUACUGUGGUUUCAUUAGGAAUGUUCUACUACAACUACCAUAGUUAUAAUCUUAUUAUACAUUUACUCUUUUACGAGAGAAUGCAAAAAUAUUGCGAUGGGACAAAAACCUUUUUGCGAGGUAACACAAAACUUUUCAGAACAUAAAUGACCUCCAUGUCCUUUAAGGGGUUCCUUACGUUGACAUAUAAAUGUGGGCGUCCAUUCAAUAAUGAGUUGGGUUUUAGGGGCCUGGGUAGCUCAGCAAGUAAAGAUGCUGACUACAACCCCUGGAGUCACGAGUUCGAAUCCAGGGCGUGCUGAGUGACUCCCGCCAGGUCUCCUAAGCAAACAAAUUGGCCCAUUUGCUAGAGAGGGUAGAGCCACAUUGGGUAACCUCCUUGUGGUCACUAUAAUGUGGUUCUCGCUCUUGGUGAGGUGUGUGGUGAGUUGUGCGUGGAUGCCAUCUCCGUGGUAAUGCACUCAACAAGCCAACUGAUAAGAUGAGUGGAUUGAUGGUCUCAGACGCGGAGGCAACUGAGAUUCUUCCUCCGCCACCCAGAUUGAGGCGAGUCACUACGCCACCACGAGGACUUGGAGCGCAUUGGGAAUUGGGCUUUCUAAAUUGGUGAGAAAAAAAAUAGCUGUGUUUCAGGAACCAGAAGAUUUCAAAAGAGUUGUUUUUACAAUUUAGUUUUAAUAAAUGCUCUUUUUGGACUAUGGAGGAAGUUUUGAGUUCAAGAGGUAAGGUGUGUUUUUAUUGCACAUUGAACUCUUUUAAAUCAAC